UGACGUGAUGUGUACAGUCAAGAAGCACUCAAUAAACACCCCGUCUCAAUAACAGUUUCUCAUGAGAAAUUGAGAUUGAAUAUAAUUUUCCUAGUAUAUUAUUGUGGAAUUAAAAAUGUCCAUUCCGAUGUAAAUCAAAUUUCUUCAGAAAUCAAUUAACUUAUAUGUACUUUUGUUGUGUUGUCCAACCUGGCAUUGGUUGAUGUUUCCGUUUUUCUUUGGGUGAGAGUUUCCUUCAAGAACGCCGUGCUGUUAAGCUGUCAUAAUGGUAAUUUUUAUCUUUAUAAUACAAAUUAAUCCUAAAUUUUAACAAAUUCUCUUAUUUAUCUGUUUUUUGAUUGUAAUUUUUUAAUGAUUCUCUAUACUCAGAACUGUUUAUUCCCUUAUCACUGUGAUUGAAAAUUCCAUUCUGUUAGCUAUAGGGUCGCGUCAGGACGAAAACCGUCAAGAAAGCAGCUCGUAUGAUCAUUGAAAAAUACUACACAAAGCUGACUUUGGAUUUUGAUACCAACAAGAGAAUAUGUGAAGAAAUCGCAAUUAUACCUACCAAACCACUGAGGAAUAAGAUCGCUGGGUUCGUGACCCACCUGAUGAAGCGCCUCCGUCACUCGCAGGUACGUGGCAUCUCGAUCAAGCUGCAGGAGGAAGAGAGAGAGCGCAGAGACAACUACGUGCCAGAGGUGUCGGCUCUCGAGCAGGAUGUCAUCGAAGUGGACGCGGAGACCAAGGACAUGUUGAAGAUGAUGGAUUUCCAAAACAUCAAUGGGCUUCAGCUGACACAGACACAGUUUGGCAGACGUCCAUAGGUUUUUCACUGUUAUUUUUAAUGAAUAAAAAUUUAUAAAAUACAAAAAA
Nilaparvata lugens (brown planthopper) is the source of this 855-nucleotide messenger RNA. RefSeq names its product 40S ribosomal protein S17. Gene Ontology annotation, molecular function: structural constituent of ribosome. Bases 462 to 806 code for a protein of 114 amino acids. Gene Ontology annotation, cellular component: ribosome. The transcript has 4 exons. NCBI's taxonomy places the organism in Eukaryota, Metazoa, Arthropoda, Insecta, Hemiptera, Delphacidae. Gene Ontology annotation, biological process: translation. The record is from RefSeq and is a predicted model, not a curated record.